GGAAACAUAGCUAUCCAAACAUACCACCCCGCAAAGUCCUGACUCAAACCACCACUCCCUCCAUUCGCUGCGUAUCGUACCACCAUGAGUAUAUCUUCAAUCACCUAAGGCGCCUUCGGAAUCCAUGAAGAAAAACACAGAAACCCGGUAACAGGCUGCGAAAACCUCCGAAACCAUCCAACAAUCAACGAGCCGACCCUGCAGGAUCCCGAACCCUCCGCAUUGAUCCAUCGACGACAAUUCUUUGGCGGAGCAAGUCUCAGAUCUUUGUCUAGGACAAUACAAGUGCUGCUAGAAGCUCCUCAAGACCUCUAGAUAUUCCUUCUGCCUCUGCCUCAGCCUCCUCUUUGACUCCUCUGAGGGCCGUAGCACAUUUAAAAUACUGCCGCCACGAUCUUUUCUCCUCCACAGGACGCUCUACGAAUCCCCAGCGCAGCCAGAAGAUACGCGGCGGAGGACACAGCAGACGAAGUCAGUGCCUAGGGUUACACACAGCAGAGUUGCGAUACCCUCGAGUGUUUGGAAGCGCAGGGAGCCUGAAGCGGCAAGGAAGGCUGCAGUCAGCCUCGACCCUCUUCGAUAACCUCAAAUCCAUCCGCCAGCCUGGCCCACGCCCAUAACCCAACCUUCACCAAGGUCCCAGUCUACAUCUACCCCGUUGGCCACGUCGCCAGGUCGCAUGUCCCUUCACAUGCCUCCCACGAAUCCCAGAAAGAGAGCUGCACCGGGGUCCUCGCCAGCCGUCCAAAACACCCAAAUGUCACAGUCUUACAAUGUACCUGGCCAGGUCUCGAAUGCCGACUUCCUUAACUGGAACCAGCAGCCUGACAACAACACACGCUUCGCUGAUGAGACCGGCUUCAAUAUGAAUAAUUUCUCCGGCGCUCAAACGUCACAACCCCAAUUCGAUCAGUCAAUUCCUGCCGCGGCUUCAACACAACUUGCGCGCCGGCCCAUGAACAACCGACAACUCGUCCCAACUGCACAACGGAUGGCAUAUGACAACCAAACUGAUCCUUGGGGCCAGUUUGGAGAUGAUUCGAUACUUGAUCCUCAGAACGGAAAUGGUGUGAUGGAGGAGAAUGACACUAUCGAGCUCUUGGAGGAGCGGGCCGCGGUUGCAAAGAGAGAUGCGCAAUCGAAGCGCAAACAGAUUCCCCCAUUUGUUCAGAAGCUAAGCAGCUUCCUCGACGAGUCGAAAAAUACCGAGCUCAUUCGGUGGUCUGACCGAGGCGACUCGUUUGUUGUCUUGGACGAGGACGAGUUUGCAAAGACGCUGAUCCCCGAGCUUUUCAAGCACAACAAUUAUGCAUCCUUCGUCCGGCAGCUGAAUAUGUAUGGUUUUCACAAGAGAGUCGGGCUGUCGGAUAAUUCGAUGAAAGCGAGUGAGAGAAAGAAUAAGAGCCCCAGCGAGUACUACAACCCAUACUUUAAACGUGGCCACCCAAAUCUACUUUGGCUUAUCAACAAGCCCAAAGGUGGAAAUUCGAAAACCAAGAAGAACAGAGUCAAGAACGAAGAAGGGCAAGAUGGAGACAGCGAUGAUGAUGGAAGGGAGAUGGAAGAGGUCUACGGCAACAACGUUCAGCAAUCGAGAGCUCUCUCAGCUGGCCCCGAGUCGGGUCCCCUUCAACGACGGGAUGUGGCAGCUCUCCAGAAUCAGCUAGCCGAGAUCCAAAAACAACAAGGCAACAUUACAACGGCCAUCGCACGCCUACGGAAGGAUCACAACCAGCUCUACCAACAGUCAAUAGCCUUCCAGUCGCUUCACGAUAGGCACGAAAACUCUAUCAACGCUAUUCUCACGUUUCUUGCUACUGUAUACAACAGAAGUCUUGAUGGGCAAGGUCCUCAAAAUAUUGCCCAAAUGUUCGCAAGUGGACUCAAUCACAAUGACCCGCAGCAUCAGGGCAGUGUAGUGGAUAUUGGAGAUGUCUCGAAUCAACAGCAACAGAAUCCUGGUAAUAUGAGCCCACUCAGAAGACCGCAGAGACUUCUUAUGGCACCGCCUGGUGCUGGCGGCCGACUUACCACAGCUUCUCCAUCUUCAACCCCGACUCCUCGGCCGCAUGCCUACCAAAGUACCCCGAAUUCCGCGAAUAUUGAAGAACUCUUCGAUACUCCAGCUGAAACGCCCCAACCUGAGUUCAAGCCUGAUAUGAGCCGCCAACAAGCACAAAUUCCUCAAUCAAACAUGAUGAUGAACAUCAUUCAAGACACCAACGCCCAGAACCAACCGAACAACAACAGUGCCAUGCAAUUUCCAGAGAUGCUCUCCCACUACGAAAACUCCAAUGGAAAUUCACCCCUCACCAACGAACAGCGAAAUAGCAUGCUUAACCUAAUGGCGAACACCUCCUCAGCAGGCGGCAACAACGCUCUGACCAGCCCUACGCCACCUCCACCGCCGAGCCUCGAAGAACUGGGCUACACGCAGAAAGAGAUCGACGAGCUGAUGCGCCUCCAAGCCGAGCAAGAACACCGCAUCAAUGACGUCAAAUCCACCCUCGCACCCCUCAGUCCAUCCGGUUCCAUCCCCGGCAUCGACGGCGACACCUACUUCAACGGCAUGGACUCUUCUAACCCUGACGCCGCGAACCUCGAUCUCGACCAAUUCCUCGACACCGGAGCAUUCUACACAGGCAGCAGCCCGAUGGCCAACAACGGAGAUUACAGCUUUGACAGUUUCGGCGACUCGGGUGCCUUGGGAGAGAGCCAUUUCGAUGUCGGCAUGGAUGGCACGAACGAUGAUAGUGGACGGGUAGAGAGUCUCAAUGGAAGUGCGGUCGCUACGCCGGAAGUUAGUACACCGGAGGACACUAAGGAUAUGAAUGGCAUGCGCAGUCCUAGCAAAAAGCGGCGGAAGAACUGAUUGGAGGGUUAUCGAGAGGUGCCGUUAUCAUUACAAUGCGUCUGGAACGAGUGUGUAAGUGCAUAGUUGGGUCGGAUUGGAUGAUUGAAAGAGAGGAAGGAAGAAAGAAGAGAGAGAAAGAACGGUUGGGUUGGUGGAUGGCUUACAGGACGGAGGAAAGAUUUGAUUGGUUUCACAUGGCGUUACGGAACGGUGGUCUGUUUCUCGUUGUGGAGCGUUUUAUGAGAUAUGAUAAUAUGAUAUCAUGAGCUGAGCGAGAGCCGAGCUUGACCUGACUGAAGGCUGGAAAAGGGUUGGGAAGGAGGCUAGAAUAUGUGAAAGUGGUAUGGUAGAAGUAGCAUGUAUAGAUGGAUGGUUCGUUGCAGCACCUCGAUGUCUUCUCCUUUUUGCCGCGUCCUAUCUUCCUGUUUCUCUUUUCAGUCCCUUCUGUUCAACGUCGCCCGUUCUCAAAUUCUUGAACUCUUUUCAACCCAAGUGGGAUACAUGUGAUUGCUAUUUCCUUGUCAGUAUACUUCGCUGUGGCCCGUUCUCGAGACAAGAAUCGCAAAUCAGUCAGGCCUUCGCCAAGCGAGUAGCGUCAGCAUCGACAAUCCAGAAGAAUGUUCAACAAUCUGGCGCAGGUCAUGCGCAGGUCAUGGCAGCCAGCUUGGCAGAACUGAGAAGAACACAAUGGUCCACUUCCAUCGAUAUACACCCCAAGUGCUCAGGUAUCUUCACUCAGUGAGUCCUGCCAAGCGUACCUCGUCUCUCUCAUUCCCUGCUGCCUAAGAAAUUGUAUCAACUUCCUCAAGCCAAGCCAACCCUAUAUCCCCCAACCCACUAUCUCCACUACGCCAUCACAAACGUGCUUACGGCCGAGAAACAAACCACAAGUCUAUCACUCCCCACAAUAGAUGCGGCUCUCCCCCCAAACUCGCCUAAACGGGAUUCUCGGACACCCGAGUAGUGCGAGGGGCAAUGC
This is a messenger RNA of Cadophora gregata, 3833 nucleotides long. It is a transcript of the gene HSF1, whose product is annotated as stress-responsive transcription factor hsf1. The record is from RefSeq and is a predicted model, not a curated record. Gene Ontology annotation, molecular function: sequence-specific DNA binding; DNA-binding transcription factor activity. Bases 680 to 2872 code for a protein of 730 amino acids. Gene Ontology annotation, biological process: regulation of DNA-templated transcription. Lineage: Eukaryota; Fungi; Ascomycota; Leotiomycetes; Helotiales; Ploettnerulaceae. The transcript is spliced from 2 exons.